GAAUACGAGAUAAUUAGAUCAUCUAACAUCAAAUGGUCGCGGUGGUGGAACCCGGGUAGUUAUCGUCACUCAGGAGGUCAGGAGAUCAGUAAUUGCUGUCGUGGCUGAGCUGCUGAGCUGUUGGAUUUUCACCACUAAUUAUCCCCCUGUGAUAUCAGUGCCCAGUAGAUAUUAUAAAAAACAUAUCCCCUUCCCAGAAACUUCCUCGCAUCCUGCCAGUCAUCGUUUGACCCAAGGCUUUUCACCGCGCUCGCCGUAAGACAAAAUGCCGAUUGCCACAGACGAGGCCACUGCCGAGUCUUCAUCCGCAGCAACGGAUAGCGAAACUGCCGCUGCUCGGGAGGCGUGGGACAUUGAGCAUGAGGAGAAGGCCCACCAGAUCGCCGAAGGUGACCUGAAUCUCAGACUCAAACAAAACCACAAGGGCAUUAUCCUCCUCUGGCUGGCCUGGCAGAGCACUGGUGUCAUCUACGGGGACAUCGGCACCAGUCCGCUCUAUGUCUAUAGCUCUACAUUCACUUCUCAGCCAUCGUAUGACGACCUCGUCGGCGCCCUCUCCAUCAUCAUCUGGUCGCUGACUCUCAUCGUCACCGUAAAAUACUGCUUCAUCGUGCUCUGCGCCGAUGACGACGGACAGGGUGGCACAUUUGCCCUAUAUUCCCUCCUUGCGCGCUACGCCAAAAUUGUGCGGCGCGAUCCCAACGUCUCCGGAAUGGUCCGCCUCGAGCGCCAGCGAACCGGCGACAUGAAGCCCGCCGGCAGAAACGUCCGGGCGUUUCUCGAACACAGCCCCGUCUCGCAGGGCCUCCUCAAGGCCUUUGGGGUGCUCGGCGUCUCCAUGGUGAUGGCCGAUGGCGUUCUCACUCCGGCCCAGUCCGUCCUCGGCGCGAUCCAAGGCAUUCGAGUCGCGAACCCGGACUUGGGCACGAGCGCCAUUGUCGGCAUCUCGUGCACCAUUCUCGUUGCCCUCUUUCUGAUCCAGCCGCUCGGCACAACCAAGGUCGGCACCGCAUUCGCGCCCAUCGUCGUCAUCUGGCUUCUCUUCAACUUGUGCAGCGGCAUCUACAACUUGGCAGUCCACGACCACACCGUCUUGAAGGCUUUCAGUCCUGGUUAUGCGUUUGCCUACCUCGUCCGCAACGGCCGCAAGGGGUGGGAAUCCCUCGGGGGUCUCCUUCUGGCUUUCACCGGUGUCGAGGCUCUUUUCGCCGACCUCGGCGCCUUUGGGAAACGCGCCAUCCAGCUGUCGUGGCUCUGCCUUGCGUUCCCGUGCCUGCUCUUCGCCUAUAUCGGGCAAGCGGCGUUCAUUUCGGCUGAUAAGAGCCAGACUGCAUUUACAAACCCCUUCUUCAAUGCCGUGCCGCCGGGAACCUUAUAUUUCAGUCUGGUUAUCGCUGUCCUGGCGGCCAUUGUCGCCAGCCAGGCGAUGAUCACGAGCUCAUUUCAGCUCUUGUCCCAGGUCAUGAGGCUGAGCUAUUUCCCCCACAUCAAAACCGUGCACACGAGUCGGCAGUUCCAUGAACAGGUGUAUAUGCCCCUGGCGAACUGGCUGCUGAUGAUCGGCACUGUCAUCGUUACUGCAGUCUACAACAAUACAACCAGCCUCGGGAACGCUUAUGGUGUGUGCGUCAUCAUAGUCACCAUGAUCACGACCUGCAUGGUGUCUCUUGUGGCAAUCAUCAUUUGGCGCAUCCCGUUAGUGAUUGUCCUUUUCUUCUUCGCCAUGUUCGCCUCCUUAGAUGGCGCGUAUAUGUCCUCGGCGCUCCGGAAGGUCCCGGAGGGCGCUUGGUUCACACUCGUCCUGGCCUUCGUCCUCGCAAGCAUUUUCGUCUUAUGGAGAUGGGGCAAAGAACAGCAGUGGGCCGCCGAAGCCACGGAUCGCGUCGUGCAGUCCCAGCUGCUUCAGCUGUCGCGCACUCCACCGGCGGACGCCGACACAAAGAAGGACAGCAGCAGCAACGCUCCUCCGCAACUGAGUCUUACCGAGGCCUUUGGCGGAGGAGACCUCUCGACGGCGUCGGGCCUGGGCAUCUUCUUCGACAAGACAGGAGGCGGCGGCGGUGGCGGUGACGACAUCGUCCCCCGGGUUUUCACGCAGUUCAUCCGCAAGUUCAAGGCGCGGCCCGAGCUGAUCGUCUUCUUCCACAUGCGGCCGCUCUCGGUGCCCACGGUCCCGGCCGAGGAGCGCUUCGUCGUCACCCGAGCCAACCGCCACAUGCCGUCGUCCUAUCGCGUCACCCUACGCCACGGGUACCUGGACAACGUCCUGACGCACGACCUCGGUCUCAUCAUCGUGGAGCAGCUGGCAAGUUUCAUCCGAGGCGGGGUCGCGGACCCCGGAUUGCCGCUCGAGAACCUACCUCCUGCUGUGCGGAACGAGAUCGACGCGCUUGGCUGCUCCAAAACCGCCCAGACGGUGUAUAUCCUGGGGAAAAUGGUGAUGCGGGUCCGGCCGGUGCCUGGCAGCCUCAUCAGGCGAUUCAUAAGGACUGUCAUGCUCAGGUCUUACCUCUGGAUCCGGGAGAAUUCAAGGACCAAGCUUGCAGAUCUCGACUUGGACUAUGACAACCUGGUCGAGGUCGGCUUUGUAAAGGAAAUCUGAUCUGGGCUGGCUUUCCUAGGUUCCCCCCCCCCUCCCCCCCCGCCCCCACGCCGCACCCUUCGUUCCCCCAUACUUUCUUCCGGGAGGAACCCCAAUAGACUCAGGCUUUGUUGAUAUGAAGACUUAUUUAGUGGCUAAGCGUAAUAAUUGAUGCUUUGGGUAUGAUCCUCUUAUG
Phialemonium atrogriseum is the source of this 2777-nucleotide messenger RNA. RefSeq names its product potassium transporter-domain-containing protein. Gene Ontology annotation, cellular component: membrane. The coding region runs from base 266 to 2602 and encodes 778 amino acids. The record is from RefSeq and is a predicted model, not a curated record. The transcript is spliced from 3 exons. Gene Ontology annotation, biological process: potassium ion transmembrane transport. NCBI's taxonomy places the organism in Eukaryota, Fungi, Ascomycota, Sordariomycetes, Cephalothecales, Cephalothecaceae. Gene Ontology annotation, molecular function: potassium ion transmembrane transporter activity.